GCCCCGUAAAGAUGGCUGGUUUGUCGUCGUCACGGCAGCGGAGCGACCCGGUGCUCUGUCGAGUUUGACGUGGCACUCCGAUUUUCUCAGAGAAGAAGAGGAUCUCUCUCUGCCCCGCUGUUCAGCUUGGUAUGAGCAGACAGUGACAGCCGUCCCAUCAGAAUGAGCCAACAGGGUUACGUAGCUGCGCCCCCAUACUCCCAGGCCCAGCCGGGAAUAGGGGGGUACCAAGGUGGAUUUGGAGCUCCCCCUGCCCAGCCCCUCUAUGGACAUUAUGGAGGACCACCUCAGGGAUUUAAUGCUCCACCAGCAGGUGUGAUGAAGUCACCACCUACAUCGCCUGCAGGAAUGCCACCGUCUCCUGUAUCCAGUCAGUACAAUCCAAGUGUGCAGCAGAACGGUGCUCAUCCCCAAAGGUAUGCCUCUCCAUCAGCUGCCUCUCCUCCCUAUGGUCAGCCUUCACACUCUGUGUACAACAAUAUGGCAUCGCCUGCCCCUCCAACGCAGCAGCUUGCUAAUCAGAUGAGUGCUAUGAACCUGGGCAGCUAUGCUCCAGGUGCCAUGCAGAGCCAACCCCUUCCUCCAACAAGCUCUGUUGCCCAGCAACAUUUCCAGACACCAGCUCCAGCAAUGGGUCAGCCACAGAUGCAUCCAGCCCCACAGGCACCACACAUGGCCUCUCAGAAUCAGAUGUCUCCGCCACAGUCACCCCUUACAAAUAUGCUGGCAUCAGGACAACCAAUGGGAGGACAGUCGAUGGCUGGGCCGCCAAUGGGAGGACAGUCGAUGGCUGGGCCGCCAAUGGGAGGACAGUCGAUGGCUGGGCCGCCAAUGGGAGGACAGUCGAUGACUGGGCCGCCAAUGGCAGGCAUGAACAUGCCUUUUCCUGGACCUCCACCUUCAGGCCAAGGAGCUUUCCAGCAACAUGGUACAGGACCCGCUGCUCCUUCAGGUUACCCACAGCAAUCAGUUGCAGGUCAGUUUGGGGGACUCAUGUCUGGACCCCAGCCAGGCAUGUCAGGGGGCUUUCCUGGAACUUCAGGAGGACUUGCUGGUCCCCCUCAAAAGAAACUGGAUCCUGAUUCUAUACCGAGCACAACCCAGGUUAUUGAGGAUGACAAAGCGAGGCUGGGAGGACAUGUCUUUAGCACAAACAUGAGAGGACAGGUCCCACCUCUUGUCACCACUGACUUCACAGUUCAGGAUCAAGGGAACGCAAGUCCAAGAUUUAUACGCUGCACGACUUACUCACUGCCCUGCACCGCUGAGCUGGCCAAACAGUGCCAAGUGCCUCUCGCUUCCGUCAUUAAACCAUUUGCAAAGUUGCCAAAAAAUGAGACUCCUCUGUAUGUUGUGAACCAUGGUGAGACGGGCCCAAUACGCUGCAAUCGAUGUAAGGCCUACAUGUGCCCCUACAUGCAGUUCAUCGACGGCGGUCGUCGCUAUCAGUGUAGUUUCUGCAACUGUGUCAGUGAAGUGCCAGUCUUCUACUUUCAACACCUGGACCACAUGGGCCGUAGGGUGGACUUUUAUGAGAGGCCUGAGCUUUCCCAGGGAUCCUAUGAGUUUGUUGCCACACUUGAUUAUUGCAAGAACAAUAAGCCUCCCAAUCCUCCUGCCUAUAUCUUCAUGAUUGAUGUGUCCUACACCAAUAUCAAAAGCGGACUGGUCAAACUGGUAUGCGAUGAGCUCAAGAGUCUGCUGGAGAAGCUGCCCAGGGAGGAUGGAGCAGAGGCCUCAGCAAUAAAAGUGGGCUUUGUUACUUAUAACAAGGUGCUUCACUUCUACAACGUGAAGAGCGCUCUGGCCCAGCCGCAGAUGAUGGUGGUGUCAGACAUAGCCGAAAUGUUCGUCCCGCUGCUCGAUGGCUUUCUCGUGAAUUACCAGGACUCCAGGGCUGUCAUCUACAACCUCUUGGAUCAGAUCCCGGACAUGUUUGCAGACACCAAUGAGAGUGAGACGGUCUUCGCUCCCGUCAUCCAGGCUGGAGUGGAGGCGUUUAAGGCAGCAGAAUGCAGCGGGAAGCUCUUCAUCUUCCACUCGUCCAUGCCCACCGCUGAGGCUCCAGGGAAACUGAAGAACAGAGACGACAAAAAGCUGGUCAACACCGACAAGGAGAAAACCCUUUUCCAGCCUCAGAAAGGAGUGUAUGAGCAGCUGUCUAAAGACUGCGUGGCACAAGGAUGCUGCGUUGACCUCUUCCUCUUCCCCAGCCAGUACCUUGAUUUGGCCUCCAUGGCCGAUGUGCCUUCACACACCGGAGGCUCCGUCUACAAGUACAAUAACUUCCAGGUGGCGACCGAUGGGGAGCACUUCCUCAGAGACCUGAGGAAGGAUUUGCAGAAGAGCCUGGGAUUCGAUGCCGUAAUGAGAGUCCGCACCAGUACAGGCUUCAGGGCCACAGACUUCUUCGGGGCCAUUUACAUGAACAACACCACAGACGUGGAGAUGGCAGCUGUGGACUGCGACAAGGCUGUGACCGUGGAGUUCAAGCACGAUGACACUCUCAGCGAGGAGUCGGGGGCUUUUAUGCAGUGUGCUUUGCUGUACACCACCAUCAGCGGCCAGCGACGCCUCCGCAUCCACAACCUGAGCCUGAACUGCACCUCACAGCUGUCUGAGUUGUACAAGUGCUGCGAGACGGACUCGCUCAUCAACUUUUUCGCCAAAUCAGCUUACCGUGCCAUACUGAACCAGCCUGUGAAGAACGUGAGGGACAUCCUGGUCAACCAGACGGCCCACAUGCUGGCCUGCUACAGGAAGAACUGCGCCAGUCCAUCAGCUGCAAGCCAGCUGAUCCUGCCUGAUUCCAUGAAAGUGUUCCCAGUCUACAUGAACAGCCUGAUGAAAACUGCUCCACUAGUGGGCAGCACUGAGCUUUCCACAGACGACAGGGCCCACCAGCGGCUGUCCGUCAUGGCUAUGGGGGUGGAGGACAGCCAGCUGCAGCUCUACCCACGCCUCAUCCCGCUGCACAACGUGGACGUUAGCAGAGAGGCGGUGCCCGAUCCGGUCCGCUGCUCUGAGGAACGCCUCUCAGACUCCGGCCUGUUUCUGCUGGAGAACGGGCACUCCAUCUUUCUGUGGCUGGGCCAAGCGAGCCCGCCGGAUCUGAUCCAGAGCCUCUUCAACGCGCCCUCACUCGCCCAUUUGCAGCAAGAACACAUGUUCACGCUGCCAGAGCUGGACAACCCGCUGUCAAAGAAGGUCCGAACCAUCAUCAGUGAGCUGCUGGAGAAAAGGCCAAACUCUAUGAAGCUGCAGAUCGUGAGGCAGAGAGACAAACUGGAGAUGUUGUUCCGUCAGUUCCUGGUGGAGGACAAAGGCCUGCACGGCGGCGCCUCCUACAUGGACUUCCUGUGCUACGUUCACCGGGAAAUCAGGCAGCUGCUCACCUAAGCUGACACACCUGGCCUCAGAACAUUUCAGAUGAUCCAUAACAAAUUUCUAAGAGAUAUGAAUGAUAACGUGACUGCAGACAGCCUUCAUGAAGCCCAGAGCCCAAAGCUGCCUCUGGGAUGGUUUGAUGUGCAAAUAACAUCUUUUCAUUAAGAACUUGCAGUAAAUGAGGAUCUAAAAUCAACUUUGGCCUCAGCAAUACAUAAUCCAGUCUAAUUUCAUUACUUUGUAAAUUAUUUUCUGGAAAAGACAAAGGGUUAUUUGUGUAGACAUUCUGUGUUAAUCUUCCAAGAAGAAGUAUUUAAGUUGUUAUUUUUCAAACAAUAAAUACUCAAUGUUUAAAUGGCUUUUAGAUGUUUAUCAUGUUUACUUUAUCAUCUAACUGGAAAGUGCUUUACAAUAACCAGAUGAAAAACUCAAAAAUGUAAGAAGGAUGACGGCAAAAAAAAAAAAAAGCUUCUGGCUGCAGGAGCUGAAAUUCUGUCCUGCUUUUACGCCAGGAGUGACUCAAAGUGUUCGAUUCUCACGUGCUUCCUCUGAAAGUCGCAUUCUUUGUCCAUUUAUGGCUGAGCUUCCAUGCGACCUGCAGCGAUGCAGAAAGAGCUUUGUUUUGCUGUUCUGAGCUCACGACGAAGCGAACGCAGCUGUUGCUCGGCAGCAAACAAGGGCAGGAGGAGAAAAGACAUUUCUUCUCUCCUCUUCCCUCAAGUCCUUGAGCUGCUGCUGCUGAAAGGGAAAACAUCUAGUGAGACAAAAGACUGGAUGGCUGGAAGACAUCAAAAAGAUUUUUAAUUUGAUCCUGUCAUGAGUUGCACAUUUUUAUAGAAAGUUAAUUUAAAACCAAAUUAAAAACAGUCAAACUUAUCCAAUAAAUGCAAAAUCAAAUGUAGCCAAAGUGUCAGCCUACCUUCAGUGUAUAGAUCCAUUAAAUCUAUGUAGAAAGAGCUUUCAGUACUGUAUCAUCUCACUGUAUUGCAUUUCAUGCUAUUCCAGAUAUUAUCCUGCCCUGUGUUGAUGCAGCCAGUAUAUUUGUUCUUUUUUUUUGUAUUUACACAAAAUUACCAAAUGCCUUAAGUUGAUUUUUAAUAUUUCUGCCAGAGAGGUAAAUGACCAACAGUUGUGUCACAUUAGUUUGUAUGCAAACUUAUCUCAGGUGAUUUCUGUCCAUUACCAUUUCAAGUUGAAAGCAGUGAUUUGGUUUGAGCUGGAAUGAUGGAGUGACUCAACGGUCGUUGACGCUCGUUCUGUUUCCUGACUGUAAACAACUUUUUGUUUUUGGUAAUUAAACUUUUGACUGAAACA
This is a messenger RNA of Xiphophorus couchianus (Monterrey platyfish), 4701 nucleotides long. It is a transcript of the gene sec24d, whose product is annotated as SEC24 homolog D, COPII coat complex component. Gene Ontology annotation, molecular function: SNARE binding; zinc ion binding. Bases 163 to 3399 code for a protein of 1078 amino acids. Lineage: Eukaryota; Metazoa; Chordata; Actinopteri; Cyprinodontiformes; Poeciliidae. Gene Ontology annotation, cellular component: endoplasmic reticulum exit site; COPII vesicle coat. Gene Ontology annotation, biological process: intracellular protein transport; endoplasmic reticulum to Golgi vesicle-mediated transport; COPII-coated vesicle cargo loading. The record is from RefSeq and is a predicted model, not a curated record. The transcript has 23 exons.